AUGUCAGUCACAGGUGCAGUCAAGGCAAAUCAUGCAACGAAUGAUCGUACGCCCAUAACUCCACGAACGGAACCUCCUCCACCUACAGUUUCUCCCAAGGGCGAUCGUUCUGAUAUAGGCCGUCGAUCUCCAGAGCCUAAACGACCCUCAAAUGACAUCGAUGAAACACACAAGAGUCCGUCGUCUCGUCCUGAACCAUCAUCUGCAGCAUCUACGAAAGAAGUAGUGCCGGGAGCGGAGGACUCCGAGGAUUCAGCUCAAGUGAUCAUCGAUAUGGAGGCAUUCGGACAAAUUCUCGACCUCGAUGAAGAUGACACGCACGACUUUUCUAAAGAAAUGGUCCAAGAAUAUUUUACACAGGCAAAGCAAACUUUUACCGACCUGGAGCAGGCAUUAGAAGUAAAAGACCUCGAGAAACUUUCAUCGUUGGGACACUUUCUCAAGGGAUCUUCUGCUACUCUCGGCGUGUCUGCUGUACAAGGGUCAUGUGAAAAGAUACAAAAUUACGGUCAUUUAACAGACGGUACAGGAGGCGUGCUCACCAGCAAAGAUGCACUCGAGAUGAUCACCGAUUUGAUGGGGCACGUAAAGAGAGAUUACGAAGAAGCGGAGAAGUGGUUAAGACAGUGGUAUAAGGACAAUGGCAUGACAGAAAUAUCGUGA
This is a messenger RNA of Marasmius oreades (fairy-ring Marasmius), 663 nucleotides long. RefSeq lists its product as uncharacterized. The coding region runs from base 1 to 663 and encodes 220 amino acids. Gene Ontology annotation, cellular component: cytoplasm; nucleus. Gene Ontology annotation, biological process: phosphorelay signal transduction system; phosphorylation. The transcript has 3 exons. The record is from RefSeq and is a predicted model, not a curated record. Gene Ontology annotation, molecular function: histidine phosphotransfer kinase activity; protein histidine kinase binding. NCBI's taxonomy places the organism in Eukaryota, Fungi, Basidiomycota, Agaricomycetes, Agaricales, Marasmiaceae.